GUUUUGGAAUAGUUUUGGCAGAUGCCUCGGUGCACUAGAUACUUUGUAACUCUCAGCGCGCUAUCAACACCCCGUCCUGUCCAGAGAUGGUGAACCGCCCCCCGCUGUAGCUUCCCUUCCAAGCUAAGGACAUGGAGGAGUGCGAGACCCCCCCGGCCAGAAUUAAAAGGAAGGCCUGGGCUCAGAGCCGAGACUCCUGGCAGGCUUCUGGGUCUCAGAAUCAGGACUCAGAGGAGCAGCUGUCUGCCCAGCCUAUGGAGGAUAAACCGUCCGCAGCCUCACAAUCAGGUCCUAUUCCAAACAAAAUAGCAAGCUGGCUCAGAGACUGCAGGACUCCACUUGGGUCGUCUUUGGAUGAACAGAGCACCAGUCCGUUCAAAGGACUGUUAAAGAAUGGCUGCAGUUUUGAAGAUGACCUCUCCCUGGGAGCCGAGGCCAAUCAUCUCCAGAACAGCAGCCCACAACCAGAGGCCAAUGGCUAUGAACUGCAAGCCAAGGCCAGAAGGAGCCAGUUUAAGCAGAAGGGCCGAAGCAUGAACUCCACAGGCUCAGCAAAAAGCAGCACCACGGUGUCCAGUGUUUCAGAAUUGCUGGACCUGUAUGAGGAAGAUCCAGAAGAAGUUCUUUACAACCUCGGUUUCGGCCGGGAGGAGCCAGACAUAGCCUCAAAAAUCCCUUCUCGUUUCUUCAAUUCCUCGUCUGGUGCCAAGGGUAUCGACAUCAAAGUUUACCUGGGAGCCCAGAUUCAACGUAUGGAGCUAGAGAACCCAAACUACGCCCUGACAAGUCGUUUCCGCCAGACCGAAGUUUUGGCCACCGUGGCGAACGUGUUCUCCGAGAUCUACUCCCAGGUGUCCGGAAGACCCACGGAAAAAAUCGGCAACGGUGACCUAGAGACCAAAAUCCCUUCCCCGCUAAAAAGAAAAAACUCUGCUCUAAAUGCAGUCAAGAUCCUGAAACGGACCAUUACGAAACACAACUUGUUGGCUCCUUCAACUGAAGCAGACGCCAAACAGCUUUCAUUGUCUGACGUUGAAGAGGGCGCGAACCCCAGUUUACGAGACAAGCUAAUGGAUGCGGAGCAGAAAGCGCAGCAGAAAACCUUCAGAAGAAAAGAUUCUUCUCUGCCCACUGUGACCGAGGAGGCCCAGCAAGUUAUGACGGAAAUUUCCUUUAAUGGAGACAUAAUUGGACCUGUAAUGAACGGUGACCACUCCCACUCGCAUUCUUCCGAGAUAUCGGUUGUGGACAAAGACAUGCCAGAUUCUCCGGUCCUGGUGAGCAUCAGUCGGGCAAAUGAUGAGAGUGACCUCUCAAAAGAGACCCUUGAAGAGCAAGGACACCAAAAAACCAUCACUUCCACCCCAGACAAAGACCAGCCAAACCUGCUGCCCAACCCGCACAUGGCCCACCUACUCAGUCAGCCCAGAGACUCUUUUGAAAUGGAGGAGUUACAAAGUAAUGAGGAUGAAGGUCUGCCUGUACCUGGAGGGAUGUCCGGACCCGGCAGUGAACGUUUUUUAAGGACCACUAGUCAGCAAUCAGAUAGCAGUGGGUUUGCAGAGGACCCAUCCACAGAUGGUUCGGGGACUCAUCUAAAGGUGCAGGAAAGUUCUGACAGCUGUGACAGUGAAACUACAGUGACAUCACAUGUUGGAGAUCCCACCACACCGGUCGCUUUGGAAUACCCCAUUUUUGUGAAAGCCUACCUUCAGCCUACCAAAGGCGGUUCAGGCCAGAAUGGAGACAACCAGGAAGAGUUCCUGAGCUUAGAAGUUCCCAGUCCUAACAGUUGUAUGAAUGUUCCUCUCCUUUCUCUUAAACAAAACUCUGUCAGAGAAUCCACAGUUGUUUUCACCACAGCGCAGGAACCCAACAAAAACUCUUUGGACGUUGGUUCUGGCACCAUUGUAGACCCGACAUCAGAUUCUGUCUCGAAUGUAGUCUGUACCUCUGAAGCUGAGCAAGGAAACAUGUCCAAGUCUGGUUUGGACGUGGAUCCACAAACCAACAAACUUAAGUCUUCUGAAAACUUUUGUGGUCCAGAAUCUUCAACUUCACCUCACAAUGCUUCGGAUCCCCUGACACUACGGAGACAAUUCGCCCUCCACGUGACCAAUCAGAGGUCUUCAUCUCUGUGUGAAGAACGUCCCGGAAGAGUGUGGGUGAGGGAUAGGGACUUGCUAACUGGGACUGAAAACCUUGAUAGAAAUCCUCUACAGAGAUCCAGCUCUCUUCCAACCUCUCCACAAAGCCCGUCCCGUGUGGUCACCUCUUUGCGCAUCCAGCUCGGUAGAGGGUCUGUCAAGCGCUGUACGCCACCCUCAUACACGUACCACUAUGAGGACGGGACGCAUGGAGACCGGGAAGAGGUGGAUUCUAUCAUCGAAGAAGACGAAGACGUGGACCGCCUCGACUGUCAUUCUGCGCCUUUUCAUUCGGCUCCAGCAGGGGGCGACAUGUCUGGGUUUGCCUAUGGAACUUCACCGUACCCUCUCAACCUACCCCAACAUCUGACUCGCUCAUCUAGUUCCCUUUAUAGCAUCCCUGCCGACUGGCCCCAGAGACCCCUAGGGGAGGGAACAUCCUGGAGCACGUGCAGUGUACCAAAUCUAGCACACUUUACAGGCCCCGCCCACCCUCCUCCUCCUCCUCAUGGGUCCAUCUACUCACCGCACCUCAGAAUGACCCACAACUCCUCUUACCCCACCAGCCUCAGUCAUAUUCCCCAUCACAGUCCCAUGCCUCAUCUACCGAACCUAAAUGGUCCCCCAACACUCAGAGCAAUGUCUUUACUCCACCACAGGGGUCGCCAUUUACACCCCAGCGCAAUAUGCAUUUUGCUCAUCCUUACUACAACCCCUCAGGUUCCUUCCAUUCACCCCAUAACUAUCCUCAGAGCGCUCCCUACGCCUCCUCACUCGACCCAUAUCAACCUCACAUCCCUCUACUGCCUGAACGGCUAUAACAAUUCUCAACAUCCUCCCGGCACCCCUCCCUUCCAUCCAUAUUACCCUCUCUCUUAUCAGACCCCACCUGCACCCACCCCUGCCCCUGCGGUAGGCAGCACCGAAAUGCAGCUCAGGAGGGUCCUGCAUGAUAUCCGUGGCACAAUGCAGAACCUCAACCAGAGCUCAUCUGUGCACGGAGGGGACACACCCGUAGACAGGAUCAGUACGCCGCACUCCGUCCAACCUCUUUAUGAGGAGCUCCAGAUGCGUCGCAGGUGUCUGAACGUGUUCCGGACUCAGAUGAUGGAUCUGGAAUUGGCUCUCAUGAGACAACAGUCUAUGGUCUACCAGCAUCUCAGUCCAGAUGAGAGGCGGGAGGCAGACCAGCUUCAGACGCUGCGCACUGCAGUCAGACAGGAGCUGCAGGAGUUAGAGCUGCAGCUGGAGGAUCGACUGCUCAAUCUGAAUGAACAGAUGCGCAGCAGCUCCCAGAACAGCGGCAUCUACCGCCACCACAUGGGCAUGCAGAGUGGUCAAAGCUUUGACAGCCUGUCGAAUUCAACAGCCCUUCAAGCUAUGGAGCCUGUGAAUGAGCUCUUAAGAGAGCAGUUGUACCUUCAGUCUGAGUUGGGAUAUGAGGAUGCCUCUACCACUUCUGGACGUUCAACGAGAGCAUCCAGCCCCGGGAGAUUCAGCCGAACGCUCGAGGAUUGCUCUCCUUCCCCAAAGCAAGUUGGAGUUUACCGGGCCACCCUCAGCCUCACGCCUUCUGUUCCUCCACGGCCUGGAGCAGAGGUUCCACGGCCCGUAUCUCCAGAGGAAACGGAGCAAAGCAUCUCACCCACUUCUGUGGAGUUCAAUAGAGAUGAUGAUGAUGAUGACAGAAGCAGGGUGAUGGACGACUGCAGUCCCACAGAGUGGAGGAGUAGAAGUAGAGGCCAUGGUGACCUUAAGCAUCUCAUCCAGGAGAUUAAAGAGAGCAUCGCUUACGAAAUCCGACAGGAGAUUGUGAAUGAGCUUUUGGCUGCUGUGACACCUCAGAGAUCUCCUCUCCCUCCCAGGAAACCCCCGGUGUAAGAAAGAGGCUUCAGCAGGUGUGAAGAAGUGAAUCCUGUGAAAUAGUCACAUUGAACACUGGUUUAAGCCUUGCACUGAGAACGGCCCAGCUCCUUUCACUGGUUCUGUCCGUGAAGCCCGUUCAGACCCCACCUCUCCAUUCUGCUGCAUCAGGGUCCAGUUUCCAUUAAACUCCUUCAAUGUGUGAACCUGCGAAGGGCACAUGGCUUAUUGUGGUCUGGUACAUAUUACAGAAAUGUAAUGAAUAUCUUUGGGAUGUAUUUAAGUAUGUGAUGCUGGUCUUGUUGAAUGUUUGCAUUGGGUGAAAAAUAAGGGGGGGAGUUGUGCGUGUUUCUGUUAUUGUCUGUCUUUGACAGAAAUGUCUAAUGUAAUCGGUCUUGUUUUCUAAUGCAGCCUCUGUGAGGAACUAACUGUGCAAUACAUUUCAUUUUUUCACCCAAACUUGAACUGACCAAUCACAACUACUGUUCUAUAAUGCACACAGCUGUCUUCAUUGUCUGUUUAUGUCCAUCACACACUGUAUGUAUAGUGAGACACUUAAGCACAUUCCUAAACAUUUUCCUGUGAGACAAAAAGCACUAAAUACUCUGUGUUAGAAAUGAUCUUUUUUAUUCUUAUAGACAGUCUGAGAAAGCUGCUGUCUUUAUCUAAAAAGCAACGAAUGAAGUGUUUGUUUUGCUUUUAUUUUGUGAAUAAGAGAGAACAGAGGGAUUGUUUUAAUGAUGUUCAUCAUAAUUUUUGUCUAAGCUGUAAUGAAUUGUAAUACUAAUUGAUUUGUGACCGAGGGAACGCGUUCCCUGUUCACUUGGGAUGCAUGAGGGAUAAUCUUUAAAACAAAUCAUUAAUAAAGAUUUAUUUAUUUUGUACGUA
This is a messenger RNA of Triplophysa dalaica, 4898 nucleotides long. It is a transcript of the gene itprid2, whose product is annotated as ITPR interacting domain containing 2. The record is from RefSeq and is a predicted model, not a curated record. Lineage: Eukaryota; Metazoa; Chordata; Actinopteri; Cypriniformes; Nemacheilidae. Gene Ontology annotation, molecular function: signaling receptor binding.